GGUAACAACUGGCUUUUAGAUGAAGAGGCACUUAAACUCAGGCUGUCAUAGACAGUUUAAGUGAGGCCUAGUUCUGGGAAUACUUUUGCAGGCGAGUUAAGCCUCACACGUGAAAAUGUCCUCGGAAUUUAGUGGGAACGUUCAUGGAGAUUUGCAGGAUCCGGCUUUGCGAAGCACACGAACCCAGGGCAGGGGAUGCGUGUGGCAGCUGCCAUGGCCGGGCACAGCGCUGCCAGCCUGCUCGGCGGUCACAGCGGCCCCGGGGCUGCCGCAGGCCCCGGCUCGCUCUGCUUUACCGCAAACCCUCCUGCUUUCGGGAGCGGCUGCUCGGCUGCCCCAGCAGCAGAGGUGGGGAGCGAUGGCUCAGGCUCUCCUCACCGAGCCCUGCCAGGGUCUGCGGCAGCCCUUGGCUCUCCUCGGCGGCGACGCCAUUGCGCAGCCGGGUGCCCCAGUGCGGCCCGGGCUGUCCGGCCCGCAGCCCCCCCGGGCACCCCGGCUCCCGGCGGGGCCGUGGGGCGCACAGCGCCGGAGGCUCCCCCGCCUUCCCCUGCAGAGCCUUGCAGGGGACUGGGGGGGGCGCGGCGCCGGGCCUGCACGGCAGCAGCGGUGCGGCAUCCUAGCUCCUCGCCCGGCCUCCUCUGGCAUUCCGUGUGCUUUUCUUUUUUGUCUUUUAUUUUUUUUUCUGAUUUUGUUCUGUGUGUGUGUGCGGUGCCCGCUCCCCCGCCCCCGCCGGCCGCUCGGCACAUGGCCUGCUGGCGGCCGGCGGCGCGUGUGUCCCCGCGUCCCCUGGGCGAGGUGUCCCGUCCGCCGGCCGCAUCCCAGCCGAGAGGGGCCGGCACCCCCUCCCUCCCCAUCCCCUCUUUUCGGCAGUCGCCUUUUUUUGUUGUUGUUGUUUUGUUUUGUUGUUUUGGGUUUUUUCCCGGUGGUUUUGUUUGUGUUUUUUCCAGGUGGGACGUGGCGGUGACCGGCGAGGCUCGCCCGGCACUGAAUGUCACCCUGAAGGAUUUGCUGACAUUUGGGCUGUUUCAUUGCCAGAGGAGGCUUUGUGUGUCCCAAAGGAAGCUUCUCUGCAGAAUGUCAAGCAAAGAUCGACACAUUGAUUCCAGCUGUUCGUCGUACAUCAAGACGGAACCGUCGAGCCCCGCCUCUCUGACGGACAGCAUCAACCACCACAGCCCCGGUGGCUCCUCCGACGCCAGCGGGAGCUACAGUUCCACCAUGAAUGGACAUCAGAACGGGCUGGACUCGCCUCCCCUCUACCCCUCGGCCACAGGGCUCGGGGGCAACGGGCCGGUCAGGAAACGGUACGAUGACUGCUCCAGUACCAUUGCUGAAGACUCACAGACCAAGUGUGAAUAUAUGCUGAACUCGAUGCCCAAAAGACUGUGUUUGGUGUGUGGUGACAUUGCAUCAGGGUACCACUAUGGAGUGGCCUCCUGCGAGGCCUGCAAGGCUUUCUUCAAGAGGACAAUUCAAGGUAACAUAGAGUACAGCUGCCCAGCAACAAAUGAAUGUGAAAUCACAAAGCGCAGACGCAAGUCCUGCCAAGCCUGCCGCUUCAUGAAGUGUCUAAAAGUCGGCAUGCUGAAAGAAGGUGUGCGCCUAGACCGAGUACGUGGAGGUCGCCAGAAGUACAAGCGCAGAAUAGAUGCAGAGAACAGCCCAUACCUGAACCCUCAGCUAGUUCAGCCAGCAAAAAAGCCAUAUAACAAGAUUGUCUCCCAUUUGCUGGUGGCUGAACCAGAGAAGAUCUAUGCUAUGCCUGACCCCACUGUUCCAGACAGUGACAUCAAAGCGCUUACCACUCUUUGUGACCUGGCAGACAGAGAACUGGUGGUGAUCAUUGGAUGGGCUAAACAUAUUCCAGGAUUCUCCACUUUGUCUCUAGCUGACCAGAUGAGUCUUCUGCAGAGUGCUUGGAUGGAGAUCUUGAUUCUCGGUGUUGUAUACCGGUCACUUUCUUUUGAGGAUGAGCUUGUAUAUGCUGAAGAUUAUAUUAUGGAUGAAGACCAAUCCAAAUUGGCAGGCCUUCUUGACCUUAACAAUGCCAUACUGCAGCUGGUAAAGAAAUACAAGAGCAUGAAGCUGGAGAAAGAAGAAUUUGUCACCCUCAAAGCUAUAGCACUUGCUAAUUCAGACUCAAUGCACAUAGAGGAUGUUGAGGCAGUGCAGAAACUUCAGGAUGUCUUACAUGAGGCUCUGCAGGAUUACGAGGCCGGGCAGCACAUGGAAGAUCCUCGCCGUGCAGGCAAGAUGUUGAUGACUCUCCCGCUUCUGAGGCAAACCUCCACCAAGGCUGUGCAGCAUUUCUACAACAUCAAACUGGAAGGCAAAGUCCCCAUGCACAAACUUUUUUUGGAAAUGCUGGAGGCCAAGGUCUGACUAAAGCAUCAUGGGCUUCCCCAUCAUGCACGUUUUAAAAAAAAAAAAAAAAAAAGAAAAAAAAAAGGGAAAAUAAACAGGAUAAUAAUGGCAAAGAAACUUAGUGUUUAAUUAAGGAAAAAAUGACUAAAUGACUGCACUGAUAUUUAGCAGCAAGACUGUGAAGCAGCUUUCAACUUUUUCUUCUGUGUCUUUCUGAUGCAGUUUUUUCUUUUCCUUUUCCUUUUCUCCCUUUUCCUUUCUGUUCUUUCCUUUCCUUUUUUCCUUUUUCUCUUUUUUUUUUUUUUCCUUUGCUGCUGAACUUUUUAAAAGAGGUCUCUAAUUGAAGAGAGAUGGAAGCCAGGCCUGCCAAAGGAUGGAAAUCCAUAAUAUGGAUGCCAGUGAACUUAUUAUGAACCAUAAUGUCCCCAAUGACAAAGGAAUCAAAGAGAGAAGCACCGUACCUAGCAGUACAGUACAACACGAUGAACUGACUGAAUGCAGUAUUAGAUUUCAUAGGAGCAGUCUCUAAUUAGACGACUAAAGCGACGAUGCAUCGGCUGCUUCUUACCAUUGCAUUUUCCAUCUAGAUCAGUUACAGCCAUUUGAUUCCUUAAUUGUUUUUUCAAGUCUUCCAGAUAUUUCUUAGGUUAGCUACGAUGUAACUUUUUCAGGGAAUAGUUUAAGCUUUAUUCAUUCAUGCAAUACUAAAGAGAAAGAAAUACUGCAUUUUUGUGCUGGCUUGAACAAUGAUGAACAAUAAUGAAGGACAAAUGAAUCCUGAAGGAAGAUUUUUUUAAAUGUUUUGUUUCUUCUUACUAAUGGAGAUUUUUUUGUACCAGCUUUACCAGUUUUCAGCCAUUUAUUAAUGUGGGAAUUUAUCUUACUAAAGCAAUAGUCGAAGGGAAGGUGCAUAUUAUCACGGAUGCAAUUUAUGUUGUGUGCCAGUCUGGUCCAAAACAUCCAGUUUCUUAACAUGAGCUCCAGUUUAUAACUAAAUGUUCACUGACUCAAAGGAUUAGAUUACACCUGCAGUAUAUCCGAGUAGUCUACCAUAUAAAUGCUCCAUGUCAAAUACCAAUCCGUAACGGCGUUAGGAGACAGCGACUGUGCAGGGGCGCGGUCGCCCAGUGAUUUCUUACUGCUUCAGUUGCAAAGGAACGAGAUACUACUGCCUGUUUGCAAAAUUGUAACCUCACACGCAGAAAAACCCUAUGAAACAAUAGUAGCUUAGAGGCAAUGAGGCCGCCGUUUGCAAAAUUAAGAAAUCAGAGAAGUAGACUUCUGACCAAAUUGAAGAAUUUAACACUUCUAUACCUUAUUUAUUGAUUUAGAUUUUUGUUUGUAAAUGGCGAUCCUUAACAAGUAGCUAAACCAGUAUAUGUGCUUUUCAACCAGUAUUGUCACAGCAUGAAAGUCAGUCAGUUUCAAGACUGUUACGAGGUGUAAUCUAAUGUAUAAACCGAUUAGAUGCCCCCAGAAAACUACAGUCGCUAAAUAACCAAUAAACAAUAACCUCCAUCAAAUGCUAUACCAAUGUACCAGUGUUAGUAGCUGCUCCCUGUACUAUGUGAACAUCCUUAUUCUAUGUACACAGAUGUAAUUAAAAUUGUAAUCCUAACAAACAAAAGAAAUGUAGUUCAGCUUUUCAAUGUUUCAUGUUUGCUGUGCUUUUCUGAAUUUUUAUGUUGCAUUCAAAGACUGUUGUCUUGUUCUUCUUGUGGUGUUUGGAUUCUUGUGGUGUGUGCUUAUAGACACAGGGUAGAAUUAGAGACAAUAUUGGAUGUACAAUUCCUCAGGAGAUUACAGUAGUAUAUUCUAUUCCUUACCGGUAAUAAAGUUCUUCCUAGUAAUAAUUAAGAGAUCGAAACUCCAAACAAAUACUCGUUAUGAACAGAUACACACUGAAAUCAUAAUAUUUUCAAAACAAGGGAUAAUUUCUGUAACAGUUUAUUAUAGAAUACCAAUGUAUAGCUUAGAAAUAAAACUUUGAAUAUUUCAAGAUUAUAGAUAAGUCUAAUUUUUAAAUGCUGUAAAUAUAGCUUUUAUUCAAUCAUCUCUCAGAUGUUGUUAUUAACUCGCUCUGUGUUGUUGCAAAACUUUUUUGGUGCGGACAAGUUUCCAAAACUAUUGCUACGUUGUGUGCUUUAAACAAAAUAACAAUGGGCCGAUGCUCUCUCGGCCUCAUGCUAGGAAAAAAAAAAAACUGUGUAUCUAUCAUUAGCUAUAUGGGACUAUAUUGUAGAUUGUGUUUUCUCAGUAGAGAAGUGACUGUAGUGUGACUCUAGGUAAAUCAUCAUUAGCAAUUCAUUCAGAUGGUCAAUAACUUGAAAUUUAUAGCUGUGAUAGGAGUUCAGAAAUUGGCACAUCCCUUUUGAAAAAUGUCAAAAAAAAAUACAACUCCUGGGAAAAAGGUGCUGAUUCUAUAAGAUUAUUUAUAUAUGUAAGAGUGCAAAAAAAAAAGUUUAUUUUCCAGAAAGUUUCUGCAGGGUUUAAGUUGCUACUGUUCAAGUACACUAUAUAUAUAUAAAUAUAUAAUAUAAAUAUUGUUUUUGCUGUAUCACAUUAAAGAACUUGGGCUUCAGGGUCAAAAGCCAAUCAAUAGAAGUAUACAAAAAACACACAAAAAAUGGAGAUGUGUUAAAGGCACACGGUGCAAACUUUAGUUUUCAUUUUCCAUAAUUUUUUGGAGCUGCAAAAGAACAAGUAUCUCAAGACUGUAAAACCAUUACCUGAAACUUAGCUAAAAAAACUGCACGGGCUUUAUAAUGUUGUUCAUCUUAAACCUUGCUGGAGAAGAGUUCUUUCAAGACCACUUACUUAAUGUGAAGUGUUGGGAAAAUUUCAAAGGGUGUAUGUUUUAGCCAUAACAAUUUAAUUUCUAUUUUUGCUUCAUUUUUUAAUUUUUUCUUAUUUAAAGCAAUAUGAUUGUGUAACUCCCAGAAGUUACACAUUUGUUUCAAUCAGAUCAGAUUGUUGUAUUUAUUCCACUAUUUUGCAUUUAAAUGAUAACAUAAAAAGAUAUAAAAAAUUAAAACUGCUAUUUUUCUUAUAGAAGAGAAAAUGGGUGUUGGUGAUUGUAUUUUAAUUAUUUAAGCGUCUCUGUUUACCUGCCUAGGAAAACAUUUUAUGGCAGUCUUAUUGUGCAAAGAUCGCAAAAGGACAAAAAAAAAUUAAACUGCUUAUAAUAAUCCAGGAGUUGCAUAAUAGCCAGUAGUUUAAAACCGAAACAAAACAACAAAUGAAAACAAACAUGUCUAUAGCUGUAGAUGGGCUUCACAUCUGUAUAGCAAUCAACUGUAUAUUUUUGUGAUGUGUAUCAUACCGUGUGCUCCAACCAAUGUCCAUUUGUGUAAAUGUAUUUAUUUUAUAUUGUAUAUAUUGUUAAAUGCAAAAAGGAGAUAUGAUUCUGUAACUCCAAUCAGUUCAGAUGUGUAACUCAAAUUAUUAUGCCUUUCAGGAUGAUGGUAGAGCAAUAUUAAACAAGCUUCCACUUUU
Molecule: messenger RNA, 5859 nt
Organism: Poecile atricapillus (Black-capped chickadee)
Lineage: Eukaryota; Metazoa; Chordata; Aves; Passeriformes; Paridae
Gene: ESRRG
Product: estrogen related receptor gamma
Exons: 8
Coding region: 196-2382 (728 amino acids)
Biological process (GO): regulation of DNA-templated transcription
Cellular component (GO): nucleus
Molecular function (GO): sequence-specific DNA binding; zinc ion binding; nuclear steroid receptor activity
Source: RefSeq, a predicted model, not a curated record